Molecule: messenger RNA, 2883 nt
Organism: Salvelinus namaycush (lake trout)
Lineage: Eukaryota; Metazoa; Chordata; Actinopteri; Salmoniformes; Salmonidae
Product: protocadherin-8-like
Exons: 3
Coding region: 1-2883 (960 amino acids)
Biological process (GO): homophilic cell-cell adhesion
Cellular component (GO): plasma membrane
Molecular function (GO): calcium ion binding
Source: RefSeq, a predicted model, not a curated record
AUGGGUAUGAGAGGGUGGAAUUGGUGGGUGCUGGUGUGCACCUCACUGGCUGUCCUGCCCGCUCUCACGGAGGGAAAGACAGUGAAGUAUGAGACAUUUGAGGAGGACGCCCCGGCGACUGUCAUCGGAAACUUGGCCAAGGACAUUUCAAUCAGCCCCUCCUCGGGCUCCAAGACAAAUUUCAGGAUGAUGAAGCAGUUCAACUCGUCUUUUAUCCGUUUGAGGGAGAGCGACGGACAGCUGACUAUCGGAGAGAGAAUUGACAGAGAGAGAAUUUGCAAACACACCCUUCACUGCCUCAUCGCAUUUGAUGUGGUCAGCUUCUCCAAAGAGCAGUUCAAACUCAUCCACGUCGAGGUGGAGGUCAAGGACAUCAACGACAAUUCCCCCGAGUUCCCCCGGAAAGAGUCGAGUCUGGAGAUCUCCGAAAACACAGCCGUGGGCACGCGGAUCCCGUUAGACUUCGCUGUGGAUGAGGACGUGGGUUUGAAUUACAUCCAGAGCUACCAGAUAUCCGUUAACAGUCACUUCACCAUAGAUGUGCUCAGCAGAGCCGACGGGGUUAAAUAUGCGGAGCUUGUGCUCAUGAAGGAGCUGGACCGUGAGACACAGGCUUCCUAUGCGCUCGAGCUGGUUGCUAUGGAUGGUGGCAACCCGUCCCGCACGGGAACGACUCGCAUCAACGUCAAGGUGAAAGACUACAAUGACAACAGCCCGGUGUUUGACAGGAACAAUUUCUCAGUCGACCUCCCUGAGGACGCACCGGUAGGGUUUCUCUUACUGGACCUGAACGCAGAAGACCCGGAUGAGGGGCUGAAUGGGGAGGUGGUGUAUGGGUUCGGUAACCAGGUGCCAUCAGAGAUUCGACAACUUUUCAGAGUGGACCGCAAAACGGGACGCCUCACUCUCGAGAGCCCCAUUGACUUUGAAAGCAAAAAAACGUAUGAAUUUGACGUCCAGGCGACUGACCUGGGUCCAAACCCGAGCCCGGCUAUCUGUAAGAUAGUGGUGCAGGUGCAGGACGUUAACGACAACGCGCCAGAGAUCUCCAUCACGCCUAUGACCUCCAUCACGGCGGGAAUCGCCUAUAUCACGGAGUCUGCGGCACGCGAGAGUUUUGUUGCUCUGGUCAGCACCUCGGACAGGGACUCUGGUGCUAACGGACAGGUGCACUGCACGCUCUACGGCCACGACCACUUCAGGUUGCAGCAGGCGUACGAGGACAGCUUCAUGAUCGUGAGCACGAGCCCGUUGGACCGGGAGAAAAUCCCUGAGUAUAAUCUAACAGUGGUGGCAGAGGACUUGGGAUCCCCACCUUUCAGAACCAUCACCCAGUACACCAUCCGGUUAACGGACGAGAAUGACAAUGCCCCUGUGUUCAGUAAGCCGGUGUAUGAAGUGGCUGUGGUGGAGAAUAACGCACCAGGUGCUUACAUCACCACGGUGGUCGCCAGGGACAUGGACUUGGGCCACAACGGUAAGGUGAGCUACAAGCUCGCUGACACCUAUGUCAUGGGCUCUCCGGUGUCUGCUUUUGUCUCACUGGACCCCGCGAGUGGCUCCUUUUAUGCACUCAGGAGCUUCAACUAUGAAGUCAUGAAACAGCUCGAGCUGCGCAUCACAGCCAGCGACGGUGGGUCCCCGCCCCUCACCGGAACCGCGACCGUUAACAUUAGGAUAGUGGACCAAAACGACAACGCACCUGUCAUCAACCAGCCCGUGCUCAAUAAUGGGUCCGCUGAGGUUCUGCUGCCCCGGGAUGCGCCCUCAGGCUACGUCAUCACCCAGGUGGAGGCGCGAGAUGCUGAUGAGGGCGUGAACGCGGAGCUGUCCUACAGACUGGCAUCUGGAGAGGCAUCCGUGUUCUCCGUUAACAAAGCCACCGGAGAGGUCUACCUCAACCGCAUGCUCAGUCACGGCGUGGACGAGACCCUGCGUGUGACCGUCACGGUGAGUGACAACGGGAGACCUGCGCUCACCACCUCCGCCACGCUUCACUUCCUCAUCAUUGCGGGCGCCCCUCCGAGCGACAGGACCGUGUACCGGGCCGGCAGCAGGGAGGCAGGGGAGCACGCACAGUGGGACCUGUCAGUGGUGAUUAUCAUCGUCCUCGCGGGGAGCUGCACGCUCCUGCUGUUAGCCAUCAUCCUCAUCGCCACCACCUGCAACCGGCGGAAACGGGACAAGACUGGAGAUGACACAGACUCGUACGGGGAGAAGGAGACUCUGGAAAGAGGCAAAAACAACAGCGACAACCCGCUGCUGCCGCUCCACGGAGUCGGCUACUCCACUCUGCCCGGCUACGGAAACGGCUACAAUAACGGUAAAGAAGUGGUCAGACCAAUCACCAUCUGGAAGGGCAACUCCUACACCACCAUCUCCGCAAGAGACCCCGCAUUCAGCGGGAAGGACAGCGGGAAAGGCGACAGUGACUUUAACGACAGCGAUAGUGACAUCAGUGGCACCGACCUGAAGAAGGAGGGAGUACCGGUACCCCCCAUGGGCGGCCAGAGUGGUCUAUGGGCGUGUACCAGUGAGUGUAAGAUUCUGGGUCACUCUGACCGCUGCUGGAGCCCUUCCACUGUACACGCUAACACCGGUCCCUCGCCCGUCCCCACCCCUACCGGCCAGACCCUCUCCUCCUUCAACAGUCUUUCCAAGACGGCCUCGCUGCCCCGAGACUCGCUCCGGCGGGACAAUUAUUACCAGGCGCACAUCCCCAAAACAACCGGCCUGCAGAGUGUGUAUGAGAAGGUUCUGCAUAGAGAAUAUGACUAUGUCCUGGUCACUCCUCCCAUACCCAUGAGAGUUCAGGAGAUUAGUGAAAUCACUAUCCCAGUCUACGGUCCGACCACGACACGGUGUCCCAGCAAUGAAGUCUAA